CAAACUUCCGCGAAAGAGGAAGAAAAGCACCGGGCGCGCUCCGUGCUGGGUCGCCCCUUUCGGGAAAGCCAAAAAAGUUUGAGGGGGUCCCUCCCCCGGUACUGACCGCACAACAUCUGGGGAUCCCUGCUCGGAGAGAGGUGAAGGUAAAAAAGGAUCGGGACGUUUUAUUUUCUCCACGGUGUCUUUUUUCACCGGAUGAGGCAGUGUCCAAAGCAUUGCCGUUUGAGUAGCUUUCUGACUUUCUUCGGAAUCAUUGGAGACAAAAACUUAAUCCGGGCCCUGCAUUUUCUCUUUAUGAAUUGCUGAACCAUCCUGUGAGCCACAAACAUGUCCUUAGUUGACAUUCAGAUGAAUUCAGAUGACCUUUUGCAAAAAGAGCAGCUGGAUGCUGGUGGAUUUGGAAUGGUUUCCUUAUGUUACCACAAGAGGCAUGGGCUUGUGGUGUUAAAAACAGUGUACACGGGACCUCAGCGCAUGGAAUGUAACACUUUGCUUCUAGAAGAAGGCAAGAUUAUGCACAGACUAAACCAUGAUCGUGUGGUGAAGCUAUUGGGCAUCAUUCUGGAAGAUGGCAACUAUUCCCUUGUGAUGGAAUAUGUACGCAAGGGGAACCUGAUGACUGUACUAAAGGCAACCCCUAUUCCUUUGCCUGUGAAAGGGCGCUUCAUCCUGCAGAUCAUUGAGGGAAUGCUUUACUUAACUGAACAAGGUUUAGUGCAUAAGGACCUAAAACCAGAAAAUAUCCUUAUAGAUGAAGACUUUCAUAUUAAGAUAGCAGACCUUGGAGUAGCCCGCUUCAAAAAUUGGAGCAGGCUGACGAAAGAGGAGACCAACCGGCAGAUGAAAAUCAAGCACAGCUCUAAGAACAAUGCUGGCACUCUUUUUUACAUGGCCCCAGAGCACUUGAAAUCUGUGAAUGCUACACCAGUGGAAAAAUCGGAUGUGUACAGCUUUGGCAUAGUAUUAUGGGCCAUUUUUGCCAACAAAGAACCUUACGAGAAUGCUAUAAAUGACAUGCAAAUCUGCUUCUGUGUCAUGGAAGGGAAUAGGCCGCUCAUAGAAGAAAUUAAAGAAAGUUGCCCAGAAGAGAUUAUUACUUUAAUGGAACAAUGCUGGAAGCAACAGCCGGAGGAACGGCCAACAUUUGCAGAAAUCUAUUCAACAUACAAGCCAUUUUACCAACAGAACUUCGAAAAGUAUGUUGAAGAUGGUGUGAGAAAGAUAAAAGAGGUGUACCCUGAACCAACGGAACUUGUAAAAAGGAUGCAGUCUCUUCAAGUAGAUGCUGUAGCAGAGCCACUAAAUAGUGGUCGAAUGGAUCAGCCCAGCUCCCUACACAGCUCUCAGUGUCCUGUGUCCAACAACACUGUGAAUGAAGCUGCAUUUGCAGCUUGUUCAGAGAACGAACCCGUGGAGAGCUGUGAAACCCCUUUGGAUCCUCCAACCUUACAGCGAAAAUUGGAUGAUGAACUGAAGUACCAUGUGUAUGGCAGCCGGAUGGACAGGCCUGGAAGCUAUUUGAUGGCAUACAGUGCUGAAAUGUGGGAUGAGGAGAGAAGAAGGAAGGUGUCUUAUGAUCCAUUUGCAAAGGCCCCUGCUACCCCACAGACACAGAAGUCAUACUUGAGAUCUGAAAAUGUUGGAUCAGGCGUUCGUCAUAGCAGCAUCAGUGCGAGCCCUUAUGAUGAUCAACAGAAACCAUCACCAAUCAGAGCUACUCCAGAAAGGGAAAAUAAUGUACCAUUGAAUCCAAGUAUGCUCUGUGGGCCAGGAGCUGCAAAUCACAGAACAUCCCUAAGCACAGAAGAUCUCUAUAGAUCACAUUCAGCUAUGCCCUGUAGCAUCAGCAGACCACCUGUGCCUGAAUCUGGUGUCGAGCAUCCAUCUAACCGGAUCCAUUCAUAUCAUUUUCCCAAAAGCCUAAAUUCAGAAACUGGUCCAGUGGAGUCAGCCCCUUUUAUGAAGACAAACUUUGCACAUACUCCUAUACAGAGAAAAAGUACAGGAGAAUCUGCAAGCUACAACAUUAUUAACAGUAAGGGAAUUCAAAUAGGCUCCCACAAUGUCUUAAGAAUUGGACAUCAGUCUCAGAAAAUAAGCAGUGCUCCAGAAGAUACUAGCUAUAAUCCUGCAGAUUACCAUAAACUGUUUGAGAGCAUUGCUCUUGUUUCUGUUGUGCACCUGAACCUUGUGAGAGACAAUUUGGGGAAGCACUGGAAGCAUUGUGCUCGUCAACUGGGCUUCAGUGACCCAGAAGUGGAUGAAAUUGACCAUGACUAUGAACGGGAUGGACUAAAAGAAAAAGUUUAUCAAAUGUUUCAGAGGUGGCUGAUGAAGGAAGGAAGCAAAGGAGCAACUGUGGGAAAGCUGGCCAGAGCCCUCUCUGCUUGCAAGAGGAGAGACCUCCUAGUCAAAAUAAGGCAGGAGUCUGAAAUGAGUAACAAAUGAGACCAAUAAAACAGCAGGAACAUUCUUCCAAUUUGGAGGUUUUCUACAAGGGAAAACAGGGACAUUUCGCUUUACAAUAUGUUGAGAGCCGUUAUUAAAGUUCUGAUGCUGCCAGAAUUAAAAGACGCUUAUGCAAGCAGAAUAAUGAAAAUACAAAGAUGGAUUUUUAAUUUUUUUUUAUUGUUUUGCUUUGUCACAUUUGGGUUUCCAUAGCAGUGCCAUGCUCUCUGAAACAAUGCCAAGAAAAUAUACUUAUAUAUAUUUUAUAACAUGUUGAAUUGUUGAUGCAUUUGUAUAAUUUUAAUUAAUAUAUAGAUAUAAAUGAAUGUAAGACUGUUCCCCUGGAUUAUAAGUAAAAAAAUAUUUCUUAGAUACAAAAAUGACAGUGUAUAUCAAUCUUAAAUAGCGAAUUACUUGUGCUAGCACAUUGCAAGAAGAUUGAGGAACACUGUCCUUACUAGCUCUACUACUGCCAUUACUGUUUAUGGUAAUUUCAUUGGGAGGAGUUGGCAUUUGACAGGGAGUGAUGAGUGUUGAUUCUAGGGGCCAUUUUUGCAGAAAGGGAACAAUACUGAGGGUGGCACAUGGUAUUUCCCUGCAGAUAACAAGCAGAACAUGUGUGAUGUGCUACGUUAUAUCUAAUCAGAGAAAAUAAUGAGGUAGAGACUGGCUUUACAACUGCCUAUGACUUCCAGAAAAGCAGAACUUUUGCUAUUGGGAGCAGGGAGGAGCUUUCCCUUGGCAAAUAUACUUGUGAUAUUCUGAAAUGCCACAUGAAAUUUAGAACACCUGCUGAGAAAGGGAGGUCAUGCAGGACUAAGCAACGUUCAAGAAACUGCAAUAGAAGCAGGGAGGGGCAGGCAGGGAAUGAGGUCAGUGUGCCUAGGGCUAGGCACAUAGGCAACAGCAUGUACUGAUAUGCCUGUACCCACUUAGAAAGCAAGUCAUAGUACCAGCACACAACAGCUGAAUGAUGGAUCUGUGAAAGGAAAAGAGGCAGUGAAGGAGAUCCCAUCAGUUCUUGAUAGGGCCCAACAAGGAUGGAUGACAGUUCCACACAGAAGACCGGUGUUGCAGUUGCAGAAGGAAAGUCUUGUUAUUCAGACAAAACAGUUUUAUGACAGCAGCCCAGAAUCAGGGAUGGUGACCCUCUUGCUUGCCUUGACAUUUUUUGAUUGAUUAAAAAAAUGCAUCUGUGCAGAUCUAUAGCUUGAUCCGGCCAAAGUUCACAGAUGUUCAUGGGGCUUGCUCCUAAGAAAAUGUGUACAGGAUUGCAGACUUGGUCUGGUUGAUAAUUGUAGCUCAGAGUUAUGAUCAUUAUUUUGUACUGUGCACAUUGCAGGGAUUGUGCUAGUCUCUGUUCUCUUUUGGACUAAUAGCUGUUAGCAUGAAGAUCAAUCAGCCCUCCCUCUGCCCCUGGUUUUGUGGGUGUCAGACUUGCUGCACCAUAGAUAUGUGAGUAUCCCAUUCAUAUUUUGCCAAAUCCAUGGCAAAACCUCUCAGUUCAAAUCUGGCUUGGCAUGGCAGCAGGAGCUUUGCAAAGGAAAGAACAGCAGGAUCAUUCUAGAAAAGCCAGAAUAGGAGGUUUUGUAAUGGCAGUGUUUUUUGCCAACAAACUCGUAUGUUGGGUGAAUUGUAUGUAUUAAAAAGGCAUACAAAACCAUUCUAGUUGUGUCAUUCUCAGUAUGUUAGCCAUGGUUGCAAGGAGACCAGAGGAUUUCCCAUCCCAUCACUCACAAGAAUCUCCCUGAGCAAUUUCAACUGCACAAACAGAAACCACAGUUAAAGAUAAUUAGGUUCUCUCUCAACUAUGGAAGCAGCCUCAAAUCCUGGUUAAGAAAGAACCCAAUAAAGGCUGGCAGGAGAAAUGUGAGCCACAUGAGAGAAGGAACGCAAAAUCCAAUGCCUCCCAAUCUUUUAUUGUGUAAACGAUUUUAAAAACUGUUUUUAACUGCUGUUUCAUUUGUUUUGUUUUUAGUUUUUCUGGUUGUAUUUUUAUCUUAUUUUAUAUUGUGUGGAUUUUGUGGAAGCCAUCUUAUGUACUUUUGUAGAAAACCAGGUUAUAAAAAAAUAUUUAUGGAGCUAAUAAACUAAGAAACACUGUGGGGUAGUAGUUACGAAUAUCAGACUAGGAUUGUGGAGGCCCAGGUUUAAAUCUCCACUCAGCCAAUAAGUGCACUGGGUGUCACUGUCGGCCUAACCUAACUCACAGGAUUGUUGUGAGAGGAAAAAGGGGGGAUUGGGCCAUGUAUACCAACGAGCACAAAUGCAAUAGAUUUAUUUAUUUCAUUUAUAUCCCACCUGUCCUCCAAAGGACUCCUCUCUCCCCCCCGCCCCUCUAUUUUAUCCUUGCAACAACCCUGCGAUACAGUGAUUAGGCUCUGAUGCAGUGACUGACCCAAGGUCACCCAGGGUACUUCUUGGCUGAGGGGGGAUCUGAAUCCUGGUCUCCAUGUCCUAAUCCAACACUAACCACUAUAAUCCACUUGGCUGGAUUAGGCUAAAUGUGGCUCAAGGAAGUUUACUAGCAGGGCACAAAUGACCUCUCACAAUUGCACCCAGUAAAUUGUAUUAUGACACUGCAUUUGGACAUGGAGGCUCCAUUUAACCUUGAUUAUUCCUGCAGCCACCAAUUAGUUCUCUCCUCACAAAUUUGACUAAUCUUUCAAAACCAUUGG
Messenger RNA from Rhineura floridana, 5129 nucleotides. RefSeq names its product receptor interacting serine/threonine kinase 1 (gene RIPK1). Gene Ontology annotation, biological process: protein phosphorylation; signal transduction. Lineage: Eukaryota; Metazoa; Chordata; Lepidosauria; Squamata; Rhineuridae. Gene Ontology annotation, molecular function: ATP binding; protein binding; JUN kinase kinase kinase activity. The record is from RefSeq and is a predicted model, not a curated record. The transcript is spliced from 12 exons. The coding region runs from base 331 to 2451 and encodes 706 amino acids.